Messenger RNA from Aplysia californica (California sea hare), 812 nucleotides. RefSeq lists its product as uncharacterized. Lineage: Eukaryota; Metazoa; Mollusca; Gastropoda; Aplysiida; Aplysiidae. The record is from RefSeq and is a predicted model, not a curated record.
UUUGAGUUUAGGCCUAUUAGAUCUAGAUUUCUAGGUCCAUGCAAUCACUGCACCACUAAGCUACAUAGUAUUACUAGAAGCAAGCUUAGAAAGAAACCUGACCCCAAGUAAUUGUGGUGUUCUAAAUAAAUGGUAUAAUUGUGGCCAGUCACCUCCACUGGAGACAGAGAAUUAGGUCUUUUAAUCUUCCAAAGAUGAACUCAAGAGACAGAUUCUCCAACAGAGCCAGCCGAGCUAGGAGUCAGAGAGACAGAAACUCCACCACCCCUGUCGCAUCCAAACGACCGGUCGUCAGGAAAAUCAGUGCCCAGAUCAGCCCCGUGGAAGUUCGGAGCCGAUCUGUCCCGAACCAUGUCGUCUGCUCAGACAACAGAAGGGGCUCGCAGUCUCAGUCUCAGGCCGGAUCUUGUCUGGCAGGGUUCAGAAAGGCGCGAUCGUCGAGGACAAAGGCUGAGAAGAUUCGACCGUGUAAAGCUUACGUCGUGGCUUACGAGCGACUGCGUGCACGAACGACCACCGGCAAAGACGACCCAAAUCCCAACAAGGACUCUCAGAACAAUAACGUCGUGGUGUUGGGGAACGAAGAACCGGAAAUCGGCGGCGGGGACCAAUCAGACAGUCCCUUGAGGGCGGCCGGAAGUGACGUGUGUGACGAUCAACAUGGCGGCGGUGGCGACGGGAGAACAGCGACGUUCAGGGCCACGCCCACUCGAGACGGGAGCUGGGAGGGGGGCCCGGCGGGCGGGGAGGAUGAGGAGGACGAUGAGGAGGAGGAGGGGGGAGUUCCGCCAGGUGAGCCAUCUUUACUUUAA